Paecilomyces variotii is the source of this 1734-nucleotide messenger RNA. RefSeq names its product HAD-like domain-containing protein. Bases 1 to 1734 code for a protein of 577 amino acids. Lineage: Eukaryota; Fungi; Ascomycota; Eurotiomycetes; Eurotiales; Thermoascaceae. The record is from RefSeq and is a predicted model, not a curated record. Gene Ontology annotation, cellular component: cytoplasm. Gene Ontology annotation, molecular function: glutathione transferase activity; hydrolase activity, acting on halide bonds, in C-halide compounds. The transcript has 3 exons.
AUGUCCCCAUCACCGCAGCGACCGCUCAGCCUUCCGAAGGUGAUCUUCUUCGAUACGUUCGGGACCAUCUACAACUGGCGCACACCGGUCGUCAGGUCGUUGAUGGAUGCGACGAACGCUGCACUGAGCGAUCCCAACAAGAACCUUUCUGAAGAAUUACGAGAGGCAGCCUCCGCGCUCACGAACGACGACUGGCACGCUUUCGCGGAGGAGUGGCGGAAAAGCUACUACCGAUUCACCCGGAAUUUCCAUUCGACAGGCACAUUUGUCUCUAUAGACCAACACCAUUAUGACUCUCUGGUAGAGUUGCUGAAGAAAUGGCGCCUUGAGGGAUUGUUUACCGACGAUGAAAUCCGGGAGCUGUCACUCUGCUGGCAUCGGCUGGAUCCGUGGCCUGACAGCGUCCAAGGUCUGGAGCAAUUGAGCCAGAACUUCCGGACAUGCACUCUCUCAAACGGCAACGUUGCCCUAUUAGAAGAUCUCUGUCAUCGAAAGAGCCCUAUACCCAUCACCGAUAUUGUCAGCGCGGAGCAAUUUGGCGCUUACAAGCCGUCGCCGGUGGUCUACAAUGGCGCGGCCCGCAGAUUCGGCGUGAAACCCCAGGAAUGCGCUCUUGUGGCGGCGCAUUUGAGCGACUUGAAGGCCGCCAAAGGAUGCGGCUUCCAGACUGUGUACGUCGAGCGACCACAGGAAGAAGGUUUCACGACAGAGCAGAUUGUCAAAACAAAGAAAGACGGCUCUGUGGAUAUGUGGGACGCCCAAGUCUACAAACACGCCGACACCGACGGGCACUUCCGCCGCAAAGACUCCUCAUUCCGCUCAUGGAUCUCUCGCUCCCCCUCCGCCGAAUUCCCACCGGAAAAGGACCGCUACGUCCUCUACAUCAACUGGGGCUGUCCAUGGGCUCAUCGCGCCAACCUCGUCCGAUCACUCAAGGGCCUCGAAUCCAUCAUCCAAGUCGCCAUUCUCGACUUCGACCUCGGACCCGACGGCUGGUUCUUCUCCGGCCGUCAUGGCACAGAUGAAAAAGACCCCUUAUACGGAUUCAAGUAUCUGAAAGAUCUCUACUUGAAAGCCAACCCUAAUUACUCCGGUCGCUACACCGUUCCCAUGCUAUGGGACAAGAAGAAAGAAACGAUCGUGAAUAACGAAAGCAGCGAGAUAAUUCGGAUGUUCUAUACCGAAUUCGACGAUUUACUCCCUUCCGAGUAUCAAGAACUCAACCAUCCCGGAGGGGGUUUCUACCCCGAACAUCUACGGGGGGAAAUCGACGCGAUGAACGAAUGGGUGUAUCAUCGGAUUAAUAAUGGCGUGUACAAGACGGGUUUUGCAACGACGCAAGAAGCGUAUGAUUCGAACGUCUACCCGCUCUUUGAAGCGCUGGAUAAGAUCGAAGCUCAUCUGGGACAACCGGGUCAUCAACCGUUUCUGUUCGGAGAACAUAUCACGGAAGCGGAUAUCAGGUUGUAUCCCACUAUUGCGAGGUUCGAUGUGGCGUAUUAUGUGAUUUUUAAGUGUAAUUUGAAGAUGAUCAGGCAUGAUUAUCCGAGGAUUCAUGAGUGGUAUCGCAGGUUAUAUUGGGAUGAGUCCGAGGAGACGAGGGGUGGGGUGUUUAAGAAGACGACGUAUUUUGAUCUGUAUAAAUUCGGCUAUCUCAGGGCUAUAGGCAGACGCGCGGGCACAGACGAGGUCGUUGUGCCGGCGGGACCGUAUCCUGAUAUUCAUCCGUUAUAA